CCUAGAACUGUUAAUCACGCAUCACUUAACUGUUGCCAAUGUGUUCACAACGGUACACCCUCUGUUGGGCUUUUUACCUCUACUACUCUCAUUUUUUGGUAUAUUUAGUAUGGAUAGUAGACAACAAUGGCUUACCAGACUGAAAAAUGAACUUAGCAACAGUCCUCUGGUCUCAAAUGUGGCUUUUGGAUUUAUCCUCAUGGGACUAGAGAAGCUGGUGGAGCUGGAGUUUGAGUGUCCUUGCAAUCCUAAAUGGAAUGGAGUGUUUUCAUCUGCCUUCUUCAUCAUUCCUGCUGUCAUGGCCUUCACGUUGAUGCUGAUCUUUCAAGGAUGCAGGUGCGAUACGUGGUGCCAGAAGACUGUGUCUUUUUCCAGUUUUGUUCCUGCAAUCGUCUGGCUGAUCUUGUUGUUCCUCGAUGGCCAGUACUUUGCUUGUGCAAUGACAGACUGGAAGGGCAGAUUUGUCAUAGUUGAUAAAGCAGCACCGCAGAAAUGGUGUGAGCCAACUAGUGAGGGAGAUGUCACACCGCAAGAACUAAUGCUCCGCUCACAGCAGCUAUUUGUUGUGUCUCAGGUUAUAGGUAUAUUUCUUCUCAUAAUCAUCUGUGUGGGACUCAUAGUGUAUGUGAUCAGAGAGAGCUGCCAGCAGGAGUCUGAGAUGCAGGAUGCAGACGUAGCAGAGCUCACCGUGCUCAGGAUGAGCUCUCUGAGAACCAGGACAACGUGAGAGGACAGGCUCCUCCACCCCACCCUUCCUCUCACCUGGCUGGCCUGCCCGCUGAGGCAGCUCUCAGAUGGUUCUGAUGGCUCUGAGGCCCUUGCCAUAGCCCAUGCCUUGUGUAGAGACUUUGUAAAUUACCUGAAUUGACAGCUUUGUUUGAAAGUACUCUUUCUAUUUGUAAAUAAGGAUUUUUUGGGGGGGGGAUUUCUUUUACCAUUUUUGGGAUUUACCUUUUGCAUUUUCAAUGACCCCAUCAUUCAGAGAGUGAGUGCAUUUCAUGAAACUAAUGACAGAAAUGCCCACAAACGGUUGCAUGCGGCACCCAUGGAAUGUAUAUGAGAGCAACGUACGUGUAAACCAUGAACAUAGGUGUAUACCAUGAACAUACGUGUAUACCAUGUGCAGGCUUUUCUUUCAUUAUCAUCAACCGCAUUUGGCCCAGCAACAGUGGGGAUCCACUUACACACUGUCAUGUCAUGGACCUGCCUUCAAUGAAAUAUACGUUUAUACAGUCAUACAGGCAAUUUUAUACUAACUGGUUGAGCCAGUUUUAAUUUGUUGCUUCAUGAUGUCAGUACCUCAUGUAUAUUUUCUACUUAAGACAUUUUGACUCAUUUCAGACUCAGUUCUAGGUCAAAUAGAAUGUACAGUACCAGUCAAAAGUUUGGACACACCUACUCAUUCCAUGGUUUUUCUUAUUUUUUUAAUAUUUUCUACAUUGUAAAAUAAUAGUGAAGAUUUCAAAACUAU
Molecule: messenger RNA, 1471 nt
Organism: Oncorhynchus mykiss (rainbow trout)
Lineage: Eukaryota; Metazoa; Chordata; Actinopteri; Salmoniformes; Salmonidae
Cellular component (GO): plasma membrane
Molecular function (GO): monoatomic cation channel activity
Source: RefSeq, a predicted model, not a curated record